Myripristis murdjan (pinecone soldierfish) is the source of this 1353-nucleotide messenger RNA. Its product is annotated as neuropeptide Y receptor type 4-like. Bases 1 to 1353 code for a protein of 450 amino acids. The record is from RefSeq and is a predicted model, not a curated record. Gene Ontology annotation, cellular component: plasma membrane; neuron projection. NCBI's taxonomy places the organism in Eukaryota, Metazoa, Chordata, Actinopteri, Holocentriformes, Holocentridae. The transcript has a single exon. Gene Ontology annotation, biological process: G protein-coupled receptor signaling pathway. Gene Ontology annotation, molecular function: neuropeptide Y receptor activity; neuropeptide binding.
AUGUCCUGGAGGACCAAUACAAGCCAGUCUUUUCCAUUAACUACCAUCCAGCCUCUUUCCCUCAAUGGCACCUCUCAACAUUCCCUGCCAUGGGAGGAGAGUCAAGCCAGCAGCCCGUCUGUACAAGAGUGGGCGGAGAACAACACCCAGCUCCCCUCAGACCACUCUGUGUUGGGGAAUGAGGAGUGGUGCCAUACGUCCCCUGUCCUGACAGCAUGCCUCGUAGUGUGUUACUGCAUUACCAUGGUGCUGGGGCUGGUGGGUAACACUGGUCUCAUCUGCAUCAUCGCUCGGCGCAGAGAGCGAGCCAAUGUCACUAGCAUCUUCAUCUGCAACCUGUCAUUCUCUGACAUCCUGAUGUGUGUCUUCUGCCUGCCCUUCACUGUCAUUUACACAGUGAUGGACCACUGGGUGUUUGGGUCUGUGUUAUGCAGACUGGUGCCUUUCAUCCAGUGUGUGUCAGUGACCGUGUCUGUCCUGUCUCUGGUGUUCAUUGCUCUGGAAAGACAUCAGCUGAUCAUUAAUCCCUCUGGGUGGAAACCCAGCAUCCCUCAGGCCUACAUGGCAGUCAUUCUCAUCUGGACUCUGGCUUGCUUCACCUCCCUGCCUUUCUUGGCCUUUCAGCUACUCACCAAUGAGCCCUAUACAAAUAUACCUCAGCUCAGUUCUGCACUUCAUCAGUCUCAUCCCAAUGCAUCUCUGUUACAGCCUUUCUCAUACGCUCACACCAACUCAUCUGUGCUUCUUAAUUCAUACCACACCAUCUUUCCACACAUCACCAUCUCCCCUCAUCUGGAGGCAUGUCUGGAGCACUGGCCAUCCCGCCCACAGAGGCUAGCUUACACUACAUGGCUCCUGCUGUUCCAGUACUGUGGUCCUCUAUUACUGGUUCUGCUCUGUUAUAUUCGAGUGUUUGUGCGCCUUCGCCACCGUAAAGACAUGCUGGACCACACCAGAACCCAAGACAACCAGCGUAUGACCCACAGCCGCCGAAUCAACAUUAUGCUGGCUGCCCUGAUAACAGCCUUUGCUCUUUGCUGGCUGCCGCUCACCAUCUUCAACGUGGUGUCAGACUGGAACCAGGAGGCUCUGCCCGUCUGCCACCACAACCUGUUGUUCUCCCUCUGCCACCUGCUGGCCAUGUCCUCCACCUGCAUCAACCCUGUCAUCUAUGGAUUCCUCAACACCAACUUUCGCCAGGAGGUGAGGGAAGCACUGCUGCACUGCUGCUGCCGCCCGCUGCAAGAAGAGUACGACCAUUUCCCUCUGUCCACGGUGCACAUGGAAGCGUCCCACACCUCGAUGCCUGCCACCUACAGGAGCAACUCUGUUUCAGUCGCCUUGACUCCUUAA